This is a messenger RNA of Gorilla gorilla gorilla (western lowland gorilla), 2775 nucleotides long. RefSeq names its product leucine rich repeat containing 3C (gene LRRC3C). The transcript has 3 exons. The record is from RefSeq and is a predicted model, not a curated record. Gene Ontology annotation, molecular function: protein binding. NCBI's taxonomy places the organism in Eukaryota, Metazoa, Chordata, Mammalia, Primates, Hominidae. Gene Ontology annotation, cellular component: plasma membrane. The coding region runs from base 151 to 978 and encodes 275 amino acids.
GCCUCUUCGGCGACGCACGGUUGGAAGUUGUACCGUGACGUGAUGGUCAGAUCGGAUGAUAGAAUUUUGCUCUACAAUUCCGUGUCCAGUCCUGGUCACCCAUAGUCUUCCAAAAUCCAGCAAGAAAAAUCCUUCUCAGAAAGGUCUCCAAUGCGUAUGACCUCAUCUUCCUUCGUAUCCUACUGCACUCCAGGACUAUGCCAAUUUAUGGCCAUGCUCCCAACAGCAGGUCACCUCCUGUCCCUCCUGCUGGUGAUAGGCACAGGAGGUACUGUGCCCAGCCCCCAGGUGCCUCCCCAGGGCUGUUAUGUGGCAAAGGAAGCAGGUGAACGGACUUUCCGCUGCAGCCAGGCAGGCCUCAGUGCUGUGCCCUCCGGCAUCCCCAAUGACACCCGCAAGCUCUACCUGGAUGCCAACCAGCUGGCAUCGGUGCCUGCUGGUGCCUUCCAGCACCUGCCUGCCCUGGAGGAGUUGGAUCUGUCCCAUAAUGCCCUUGCCCACCUCUCAGGGGCGGCUUUCCAGGGCCUGGAGGGCACGUUGCGCCACCUGGACCUCUCGGCCAACCAGCUGGCCUCAGUGCCCGUGGAGGCCUUUGUGGGGCUACAGAUCCAAGUGAACCUAUCCGCAAACCCAUGGCACUGUGACUGUGCCCUCCAGGAAGUGCUCCGGCAGGUGAGGCUGGUGCCGGGCACUGGGACAGGCAUCGUGUGUGGCUCAGGAGCCCGACCGGACCUCGUGGGGCAGGAGUUCCUGCUGCUGGCAGGGGAGGAAGAGCUGUGUGGGUCGGGGUGGGGUGGGGCCCGGAGGAGCACCGAUGUGGCCCUGCUGGUCACCAUGGGGGGCUGGCUGACACUCGUGGUGGCUUAUCUGGUGCAUUAUGUGUGGCAGAACCGAGAUGAGACCAGGCGCUCCCUCAAGCGGGCCCCAGUGCUGCCCAUGCGUUCCGAGGACUCCUCCAUCCUCAGCACAGUGGUCUGAUGACCCAGGAUGCUCCUCCAGCCACACCCCACACUCCUGCCCCUAUGCGCUCUCCUUUGCUCUGACCCCCUCUGCCUCCUGUGCAGCUUCACCCCUGCCCCCAAGCCCAUCCCACCCCUCCCUCCUUUAUUCCCCCUAAAUACCUAUGCUGGUUCUCUCUCUCUCUCUGUGUCGUCUUAACCAACACCAUCUUUGAUGCCUGGAGUUUUUUGGUGCCUACUCUGUGCCUGGAUUGUGCUAGACUCAGAAAACCCAUAACAGAGAAUGACAGCAGGUGGGGUGGGAGCAAGGGAGGAGGGGCUGUGGGGGGGUAGGUUGAGGAGGGAGCCUGCACCUGGCCCAGGGCAAUUUCAAAGGCUUCGCUGUAGGAUGUUUGAACUGAUUCUUUUUUUUUUGAGAUGGAGUCUCACUGUGUCAGCAGACUGCAGUGCAGUGGCAGGAUCUCUGCUCACUGCAACCUCUGCCUCCCAGGUUCAAGAGAUUCUCCUGCCUCAGCCUCCUGAGUAGCUGGGACUACAGGCGCGCGCCACCACGCCCAGCUAAUUUUUGUAGUUUUUAGUAGAGUUGGGGUUUCACCAUGUUGGCCAGGAUGGUCUUGAUCUCUUGACCUCGUGAUCUGCCCGACUUGGCCUCCCAAAGUGCUAGGAUUACAGGCGUGAGCGCGCCCGGCCUGAACUGACUCAGGUGGGUGGAUCACCCAAGGCAGCACGCAACGUGAACCCCUUGGGUGAUUACAGGCCCACACAGCCCAUCCACCACCAGCUUCUUCCUGCCCUACAGAGCUGAGGCCUGGAGUGGCAGUGAAAGCCAAGGGUACCCUGAGGGAGCCCCCAGCUGAGGGGGAGUGAAGCCCCACCCUUUCCUGAAUUGGGCUCACAAACAGAGGCUUCGAGAGCGCAACUCUAAGACUGAGGUCUCCUACAGAGUGAGGGGCAUCAAAGCCAGAGGCAACCUGGGGAGCUUAUUCCAAAGGGAGGGACUGGCUCCCCCAUUGGACUAAAGGGAGUUCAAACUGCUAGAAAUGAUUUUGCCUUAGGUCUCUGAGAAUCUGCCAUCAUCAACCUCUCUUACCUCCAAGGAACCCAUCUCUACUAAAAAUACAAAAAAUCAGCCGGGCGUGGUGGCAGGCACCUGUAAUCCCAGCUACUCAUGAGGCUGAGGCAGGAGAAUCACUUGAUCCCAGGAGGUUGAGGUGGCAGUGAGCUGAGAUCACACCACUGCACUCCAGCCUGGGCCACAGAUCGAGACCUUCUCUUAAAAAAAAAAAAAAAAAGAAUAGGGAGAGCUUUGGACAGAAAAGCAAGAGCAGAGAAGGCCCCUAGAUGAAAGGUGUGGACAAGGCAAGGAAGAUGUGCAACAACUCAGAAUGUCUGGGCAGCAGCAAGACUCACCCUGGGGCUGGAAGAGAGGGUGCAAAGAGGGGCAAGGGGAAAGUGGGUGGAACCAAGCUGGAGGCGAGGUCAAAAGCCAGGCUGUGGCCAGAUUUAAAAGGACACUGUGGGCUCCUCCUGUCUUCUCCCUCUGCCUCUACUGAGAGCCUCCCCUGGCUUCUUGCUUCUCUUGUCCCCAGGCUCCUCUUCCUCCUGUGCCCUCUACUGAGGAUCCCCUCCUCCGACUCAAGGUCCCUAUCCAGAGACUCCCUAUCUCUCUCCGUCCUCUCCUUUAUACACUGAUUAGUUUCCUGAGCUCCUUCUUGUUGGGGGAAGGUGGUCUCCUCUAUGACUGAGCUGGGGACGGGUGACUGGAGAGCUGGGGGAAGUAAGGAGACCCUGGACAACUCAAUAAAGUUACUUUUAU